AAGCCGGCGCGGGGCCGAGGACGCGGGCUGCUGCGGCGACGCCUCACGCGCUCCCCUGCGCCUCCCGCAUGGUGCCGGCGGCUCCCUCGGCGUGAGGGACGCGCCGUCCGAGAGGCUCGAGCGCCGGGCUCCCGGAGGCCCGCACUUCCUUGUGCGGCGGCGCCCUGCGCGCGGGCGGGGAUGGCGGCCGCGGGCCCGGGGAGCGGCGGCGCGUCGGCGCCCGGGCCGCUCCUCCUCCUCCUCCUUCUCUUGCUGGGGGCUCCGGCCCGCGUGCAGGCCGGUCCCGAUGAAGACCUCAGCCACCGGAACAAGGAAGCGCUGGCGCCUGCCCAGCAGCUGCAGCCGCAGCCGGCGGCCGUGCAGGGCCCCGAGGAGGUCCGGGCCGAGAAGGGAUUUACCCCAGCAGCCCCAGUUCAUGCCAAUAAAGAAGACCCAGCUGCCCAGACGAACCUGGGAUUCAUCCAUGCGUUUGUGGCAGCCAUAUCCGUUAUCAUCGUCUCUGAGCUGGGUGACAAGACCUUCUUCAUAGCGGCCAUCAUGGCCAUGCGCUAUAACCGACUGACAGUGAUGGCCGGCGCGAUGCUGGCCCUGGGCCUCAUGACCUGCCUGUCGGUGUUGUUUGGCUAUGCCACCACGGUCAUCCCCAGGGUGUACACGUACUACGUGUCCACGGCGUUGUUCGCCAUCUUUGGCAUUCGAAUGCUUCGGGAAGGGUUGAAGAUGAGCCCAGACGAGGGCCAGGAGGAGCUGGAAGAAGUCCAAGCAGAAUUAAAGAAGAAAGAUGAGGAGUUUCAACGAACCAAACUCUUAAACGGCCCAGGAGACGUGGAGGCGGCCACAAGUCCGGUGAUGCCUCAGAAGAGGUGGCUGCAUUUCAUCUCCCCCAUUUUCGUGCAAGCCCUCACCCUGACCUUCCUAGCAGAGUGGGGCGACCGCUCUCAGCUCACCACCAUCGUUUUGGCAGCACGAGAGGACCCCUAUGGCGUGGCGGUGGGUGGCACUGUGGGCCACUGCUUGUGCACAGGGCUGGCCGUCAUCGGGGGCAGGAUGAUCGCCCAGAAGAUCUCCGUGAGAACCGUGACAAUCAUAGGAGGCAUCGUGUUUUUGGCGUUUGCGUUUUCUGCACUAUUUAUAAGUCCUGACUCAGGUUUUUAAGGCUUGUUUGCGCAUCUGGAUUUAGUCUUUACGAUAGGUAGGCUAGGUGACCCUCCGUCUCUGUACAUAGUAUACAUUACAACUAAAUGUGAUGGAAAUACUGUAUUUUGUAGCUUCGUGAAUUUGAUGCUUUUGAUGAAGGUAUGUCCCAAAGAGAUAAUCAUGGAUUCUGUAUUUAACAUGGAUAUUUUAAAGAAACCAGACCCUCCAUGUGGGGGUGCAGCCCUGUGGGGCUGGGGGUCGCCACGAUCCUCAGAGGACUGAGCCCUUGACCGCCGAGGCCUCAGUCUGCUGUAGCAGUUCCCUGGAGAGUCAGUUUCUAUUAAAAAAUCCCUAGCUAGUACACAGUUUAAUCAUAAGUCUUCUGAAAAUUAGAAUCUUGGUUGGAAAGAGAGCAGUAGGACCCAGCAAGAACUCAGUCCUUCCUUCCUGAUUGGGUGGGACACCCAAUAUCAAAACAGUCAAUAUUUGACAAUGUGGAAUUACCAAAUUAGAGGAAUACUAUGAAUGUAUUCAUAUUUUUUCUAUAUUGAAUGAACACUGUAACAUGGCCACAGUGUAAAUAAAGUGGUGCAG
Molecule: messenger RNA, 1731 nt
Organism: Ochotona curzoniae (black-lipped pika)
Lineage: Eukaryota; Metazoa; Chordata; Mammalia; Lagomorpha; Ochotonidae
Gene: TMEM165
Product: transmembrane protein 165
Exons: 6
Coding region: 181-1155 (324 amino acids)
Biological process (GO): calcium ion transmembrane transport; Golgi calcium ion transport; Golgi calcium ion homeostasis
Cellular component (GO): Golgi apparatus
Molecular function (GO): calcium ion transmembrane transporter activity; manganese ion transmembrane transporter activity
Source: RefSeq, a predicted model, not a curated record